CUGUAUUGAAGUUAGCUCUGAGCAGAGCUGAGGACAGCACAGAUCAGUCUGUUUACCAGCACGUUACAACAAAUCAGGCUUUGAGAAGAUUCCUGAUAAUGUUAAUUGCACUGCUGUGAGGAAUUGCAAAUUAUGGAGAGUUCAGCAACAGCAGUGAGAGGCAGUGCGUCUGUGCUCAGGUUUCAUGCAAUUACAGAGGAGGGAAUCCCUGCUCCUAGUCUAGAGGGAAAGCGAGACAGUAAUUUGGAAAGGAAGAAAAGACAGCAGGGAAGGUGGACGUCUAACUGGAAAUGUGAGGAGGCCGAUGCUGCCAUGAACAGUAAUGAAAACGAGAAGGACGCUUUCCAAGAACAAAUGGGAUAUUCUCAAAGUGAAAAAUGCGCAGAUGUCAGUUCAAGGGCAGAGAAUUUUCCAACUGAUAUCUCCUUGGAGUUAACUGCGGUAAGACGAAAAAGUGGGUGUCCUGAUCCUAGGCUCCAAAGACAGCUAAGAGGACGACUCCGUCUUCUGGAAAAUGACAGCAGGGAGGUCACAGCAGUCUUCAGUGAGCUCUCUGCUAGAUUGCUGUCUAUUCACAGUGACCAAGACCUAAUAGUGGUGACGUUUAAAACUUUUGAAGAAAUAUGGAGGUUUCUAACCUACCAUUUGCUUGGUUUUAUAAAUCACUGCAUGGAGAAUUUAUUCCUAGGUCAAUCUUUCUGGCUUUAUUCUCAAGAGGAAGAAGAAGCAGGCAUUGAAGUCUGUAUAAAUGAAAAAUCUUUAAAUUUGAUGUACAGAAGUCUGCUAGUACAGGAAGGGGCAUUUUUUGUUUUAAGUCCUGACAAUCUGAUAAGAAAGAUUAUGGCUACAAACAAUGAAAUAAAUAUUUAUUGUGAGAAUGGAGCUCUUACUGAAGAUGCAUCAGGUGGAUCUGUGGAUGGUGACAUGACCAUGCUGUCUAGUGUUUCUUCAGAGCCAUUGAUCCCUUUUCAUCAAUGGUUUCUUAAAGUGUAUUCUGACCCUAUUGAUCUUACUUACAAAACAGAACCUAAAUCCAUCAGGCAAGUUGCAACAGGAUCCUGUCUAGCUGUGAUGAGUUAUGAAAGUACUGUGCCUGAAGAGAUUAGUUUCCAAGGAGGGGACAAAAUUGAGAUCCUUGGCUACUUCAUUGAAUGCAUGGAAUGGUUUGUUGGAAGACAUGUAUUUACUGGUCAAACAGGUUUUGUGAAGACAAGUUAUGUUGAACUGGAUGUAUCUAGAAAUAAACCACAAGAUCUGGAAUUUCUUGAAGCAGAAGAGCUAUCUUUUUUUUCAAAAGAAAAAAAUUUGGAAGAAGUGAUACGUUUACUGAAACAAACCUCAAUCACAGAUGUUUGCUCUGUCUAUAGAAUAGAUCAGCUAGAAGAACUAGACUGUCAGAAUACUCGUGAAUGUGAAAUUCCAUGCCCGUGUUCUAACAUGGUGUCCACUAGCAAGAAUGGCAAGAUCGAAGAAUUCCUGGAGCGCUUCAAGGAUUUGGAGGCUACACAGGCUGGAGGGCCAACUCCUGAAGGAAAGGAUUCUGCUAGCUCUUUAAAUAGCAAAGUCUUUCCUCAGCCUCAAAGACUUUGCUUCCACAUACAUCAAGAUGAUGUUCAAGCAUCUGAAGUCUUUCAAUCACUGCUCCUGUUCUUAAACAGAAAAGAGUAUGACAGAAACUUCAAAAACCUCUACGAUUUCUCUUAUCCCUUUAUGAAUAACAUGUUUUAUGGUUAUUCAGAGGAAGAAGAACUGGUUAGCUUUUUUAGAUUAGCAAGGGAAGCAGCAAAGAAAGCAAGUAUGUCCUGGGCUCUAGCAAGGCUAUGCUUUCUAUUAGGUAGGCUGAGUGUUAAAAAGCUUAAGUUUUCCCAAGCUCGGGUUUAUUUUGAGGAAGCUUUGGGAGCCAUAACCGGAGGGUUUAGUGAUCUGUAUCUCAUAAUUGCUCUUUAUACAAACCUAACAGUCAUCUACCUGACACAAAAGAACAAAGAAAAAUGUGCGCACAUUUUUGACAAGGCCACAUCCCUUCUCAUGGGAAUCCCCAACUACAUUUGCAGUGCUGACCUGGAGUCAGAUAUUCUAAAGCAUGCUCUAAAGAGGGCAAUACUGAGCCAGAGCAAGCAUGCAGAGGCAAGGGCAUGCUUUCUACUGGCAAAACAUUAUACUGAACGCAAACAGUAUGAAGAGGUGCUACCAUUCUUAGAAAGGCUGCAGCUAUUGCUUAAUGACUUGAGUUUACAAAACAACUUGACAAAAAACUGCUAUUUCGAGCUAGCAGAGUCCUACAAUGAGAAGUGCUUACCACACAUUGUGUUAAGUUGCAUAAAGGUUGCCUCUUCCCAGAGCUCAAGUACCUUAAUGGAUUCCUUGAAGAGACUUGAUUUAGUCAUCAAAAAUGCUCCCAAGCUCUACAGCCUUAGAAAACUCAGGCAAACACUCCCAUCCCAAAUUGCACCUUACCUCACACAAGCGCUUUCCUCUGUGUUUACUACUGAACAGCAAGGACUACGCAGCUUGCUCUAUCUUAGCUUAGCAGAACUGUACAGCCACCACAAAUGGUAUGGAGAAGCCAUUGUUUACAUGAUGAAAGCACUGGACUCUGAUAUUUCUGCUAAGCCAGAGGAAACUAUUAACCAUUUGGUUUCACUUGCUUGGUUAUACGUUCUUCACAGGCAAUAUAGUGUGGCGUUAGCUAUUUUAAAUGUUGUUGUAGAUUCUUCAUGGAGUAAUCCUCAGCAGCUAGGUGUUGUUUAUAAUAUGCUUGCCAUUGCUUUAAAAAGAACAAACAAUACAAGAGAAGCUGUGGAGAACUGCUACAAAGCACUGCGUCUUUCAGAAGAGACUGAUAGGACUCACAACCAAGCUAUAGCCCUGGCUAAUUUCGGGGCGCUUUGCCUGCAUGCAGCAGCCAGUAAACUGGCAGAACACUAUUUUAUCAAGGCAGUGAAGCUGUUCUCCAAACUUCCAAGUCCGGAUUGUGGCCAAGAUUUUAUUCAAGUCCUCCUUCAGCUGGGAUGUUACUAUGUUAGUGGAACUCAGAGAGAAAAAGGAAGGUUUUAUUAUGAAUGGGCAUUUUUAGUUGCAAUGGAGACAAGUCACCUGGAAAGUCAGCUUCAAGCUAUUAAGCUGCUGUGUCAAUUCUACAGUACAGUUAUUCCCAAUGAGGCUCAGUGUGUCAUCUACAAUGAAUAUCAGCUAUCUUUAGCUAGAAAGAUGUCCAACAAAGAUUUGGAGGGACAAAUUUUGGAAACCAUUAGUCAGCUCUAUCUGUCUCUAGGAACAGAAAGGGCUUACAGAUCAGCUCUGGAAUAUACCAAAAGAAGCCUUGGAAUAUUUAUAGAUCUUCAGAAAAAAGAGAAAGAGGCAUAUGCUUGGCUACGGGCAGGAAAGAUCUAUUACAUUCUUAGACAAAAUGAACUUGUGGAUCUUUAUAUUCAGGUUGCUCAGGAUGCUGCCCUUUACACAGGAGAUCCAAAUUUAGGAAUGGAAUUGUUUGAAGCUGCUGGAGACAUAUUUUUCAAUGGUACUUGGGAAAAGGAGAAAGCUGUGACUUUCUAUAGGGACAGGGCUCUUCCACUUGCUGUUGAGACGGGUAACAAAAAUGCUGAACUCCGAUUAUGCAACAAGCUGGCGGAAUUGCUGGUGAAUCUGAAGGCUUAUGAGGAAGGUCUGGAGUAUGCAAGACUAUCCCUUAUACUCAGUGUGAAUUUAGGAAAUCAGCUAAAUGAACGAGUAGCUUACCAUCGACUGGGUGCCAUCCAUCAACACCUGGGUCACUGUGAACUUGCAGAACACUUCUACUUGAAAGCCUUGUCCCUCUGUUCCUCUCCUUUGCAAUUUGAGGAGGAAACACUGUAUUAUGUGAAGGUGUACUUGAUCUUAGGAGACAUCAUAUUCUAUGACCUAAAGGACCCUUUUGAUGCCGCGGGCUAUUACCAUUUGGCACUGGCUGCUGCCAUGGACUUAGGCAAUAAAAAAGCGCAACUGAAGAUUUACACAAGACUUGCAGUAAUCUACCAUAAUUUCCUUGUGGAUCGGGAAAUGUCUCUCUUCUUCUAUCAGAAGGCAAGGACCUUUGCAACUGAGCUGAAUGUGAGGAGAAUAAACCUAGCUCCUGAUCGAUGUUAUAUGAGUUCGUGAGCAUCACUUUUUAAUGUUUUAAAUGUCUCUUUGCUAACUGUUUCUGCAUAGCUGGAUAUUGGGAAAUGAUCAAUGCAUAUCUGCAGUGAAAUAUAUUUAAUAGAGCAUUGCAGAGAAAUAAUGCUCCAUGGAAAGCUGUGGCUUUCUUUGCAUGACCUAUCUCUAUUGUAUUUACUCAGUGCUGUAGAAAUAUUUGCACAAGCAUGUUAGGGUAUUUGGUAACAGGUUUGAUCCACUUCCCCAGGCAUCACCCCUCAUUUCCCCUCAAACUCACCUACUGCAGAACUCUUGAGCUCUAAUUAAGUGUUACCUUUGUAUUCGUGAAAAUGCUUAUCAUGUGCAUGUUGUGACAACUAAUUCUUUUCAGAAAUGAGAACUCUAAAAUGUAAAUUGUAGUCUUGUGGAUUGCAGUGAUAAUGUGAAGGCACUUUUCCUCUUUUCAAAGACAAUUUUGUUAAUUGACAAUUUUCAUAACUGUCAGUAUUGUUUGCAAUGACUCAUUAUAAUACCUACUUCAGCCUUACUUAUAAUUAUAUAAUGUCCAGAAAAAUGUAUUUAUUCACUUCAAUCACAAAAAUUCUGUGUUGUUACUUUUGAUAGCUCUAAAUCUCUGUGCCUUAAAGAUUUUUCAUAGCAAAGCCAUGGUAGAAAUGAUAUAGUAGACCAUGCUGUAUAUUUUGAGAAGGCAUGUGUAUGACGGAAAAAAGCCUGAUAAAUUUGCAAUUAAACAUUCAGACAAAUUUUGAAGUAAUGCCUUAGCAUUCUCUGUAACAACUUCAUAAAGCGUUUAUUGUAUUUUUAAAGGCCUUUACAUGGGAUGGAAGUAUGGAAGUGGGUUUUUUCGUCUGGAAGAUGCACGCAAAGGCUCAAGAACAAUCAAAGAGUUGUUGGCUAUAUAUUCUGUUUGCUUAUAUUAUCUAAACUGGGGAAAGAGGUGCAAACUUUUUCUUUUUUUUUCUGGUCCACAUAGUCUCAUUGCUUUUACUGUCUGCCUAAGAAUCUUUCUCUUCCUAAAAUCUUCUUUUCAUCUAUGUAUUUGGGCCUCUGACUUUUGUGUCUUUCUGUCCUUGUGACUUCUUUAUUUUUUUGGGUCCUUCCACUGAAGGAACAGAGUACUUAUAUGUAACCUGGAUGAUAAACUGCUACUUCAGAUACUCUCCAGAGAGGUGAGAGUAUGAAUUCGUGCUUUUAGGCUUAGAAGGGCACAGCUAGGCCUGCAUCUUCUUCCUUAGUGACUGCUGUAACCAUUAUUCUAUAGAACAGACAGCUGCCACUGUUGUGAUAAUAAUUGUGUGACCUAUUAAGUACCUUCGAGAGAUUUGACUUCUGGGUAGACAGACGACCUCUCUGCAAUGCUGCCUUUGGCUCAGGGCACCUGAAAGUGGAGUUGGGACUUCAGUCCUAUACCUUUAGGCUUAAUACUUCCUAUUUACUAUUUUUAGAAGGCUCCUCGCAUGUUUUUUUGGUUUUCUCUUCAGACACUGUAUAGCAUAUUUAGGUGUUUGUAUCCUCAGUUUCAUUCUGAGGCUUUAUCUGAUUAGAUGGCUAAAGAGUAAAUAUGAUAGUCCCUUGCUUGUAAAUGUUUCACUCAUUAAAUUUAUCUCAGCUCUUUGCUUAACAACUAAAAAAAGCUUUUUGAUGGAUAGGGAAUCAGAUCUCUAAUGUUCCGAUUGCAGAAAUACAUCUACUGCUCAGAGCAAAUCCUUGCGCAAUUUUUUCAGUCACAAUCGGAUUUGAACUAAGCAUUAAAGUUGAAAUUUUUACUGUUCAGGUAUCUUGGGAACUUACCUGGAAGACUCAAGAUUCAGACUGGUGUCCUAUUGUCCCACUCAUUAUGGGAUCCCACUAACCAUGGAAAGUUGUCCCAUGUCCUUUUCUUUGUCUUCAUCUGAAAGUUUAACAGAAGUCUUAAAUGAUCUCUUCAGAGCUGGGAAAAUGUUGGAUGCUGCUCUGUUUAUUAAUUUUUUUCAGUGUUUGGCAGACUGUUUUUCAUUUCAGUUGGCUUUAAGAAUAGAUAAACUUACCUCCCUCUGGUCUGAUUGCCGUAAUCACAUGUAGUCUCUUUGUAUUUCAGGAAGGGAAGCUGCGCUUCCUAUCUGAAAUUCAAUUCUACUGAUAAGAACUAUUUUCUUUCUUGCAUUGCUGCUUCAUCUGCUUGCCCUGAUUCCUCAGAAAUCUUGCUUUCAUAGCAAUCCAGCCAUUCAUAUUAAUUCACCAUUUAAUGUUAAAUUGUGCUUGUGCAGCAUACAGCACACUGAAUUUCUUGUGCACUUCCUUCAAGCCUGUUGAGCAGCAUAAAAAAUUUAGCUGACUUUUGAAAAGGCAGUACCUGAAUUCUCUCUGCUUGCUCUGAUGACAAAGCUCUGUUUCUGCUUUCAGAAAGUGGUUAAAGUGAGUCACAGGUAUGGAAUUUCCAAGCACUACAUUUCUGUUAAAUGUGAGAUGGCAUUUAGGUUUCAAAAACUGCUUCAAAAUCCCUUGGACUUUUAACAAUCUCUUUUUCUUCAGGACUAACAACAUAAUUUUAUGAUUCUGUGAUCAUGUGUCCAAUGCACUUGUGUAGCAAAGCUGAAGUUUACAAAUUCUGUGAGGGACUGAAUCUGGCCUGAAGGAUUUUAGUACUUUAACAAGAUGUCUGCUUUGCUGGUCAAAGGAUCUGUCCUGUGGAGUUCAAAUGCGUCUAAAAUGAGCCAUAUAGCUCGUCUGUCACAACCAUGCUCUUAGAGGCUUUACUGUCAAGUUCUGUUGCAUUUGAUCAGGAAUAGCAGGCUGCAUCUUACCUGUCAGAUGGCCAUACUCCCUUCAGCAUCACAGGAUGGUCAACUCAAAAGGUCUAAAAUGUAAAAUUUUACACGUGGGUGAGAUGAAUCUUACCUGGGCUACGCCCUGGUGCAAGUCUAUAUAGAGUGUCUCAAAUUAUCAGACUUCCAUCCAUAUACUCCCUGCAAGUUUUUCCCAUAGCUGUUAGGUGAAGAAUUUUAACUAGGUAAUUGGCAAAACAUUUUUCUAGUUUAAUGAAGCAAAAAGUCAGAACAGCAUGGAGUCUGGACGUCUCCUAGCUAGAGAACAAAAAGCGUAUAACUGCAGGCCUUGUAUGUUGGAAAAGACAGUGACAAGUAGGAUGUUUGCAUGAUAAAUGGAAAAAAAACCCACAGGAACCAGCUGUAGAUUCAGAGGUCUUAAAUACAGAACUAAUUAUAUAGCUAGUUAGCAGCAAAAGUUUGAGACUGUUAAUGAGUCAAAAAAGGCCUGCUGAGCUGUUAAGGGCCCUGCAGCUGUUGACAUGCUGUAGGUAUUGCUGCUUGAUGUUUUUUUUAAAAAAAAAUAAAAAAAAAUCCUUUGUACCAAAUUUCUGCUUCCAGGAAGGCCAUCAACUGGUGCAGGUGAGCAGCCAUGUACGUACAGCCCCAUCAGAUGUGUACCCAGACGCUUGUGGCGUUUUCUCAUCCAUGAAUGACAUAAGUUGUCAAAUGUCACCCCUUCAUUUUUAAAAUAGGAUUAGAGAGAAGGAGAUGGCAGUGUUGCUGUCAUUGUAUGUAAUAUUUAAUUACUUGAAAAGGGUAAUCUCCUCCACCCCAAUGCUUUUCUCAGUCUGUAGAAGCUUGUAUCUCUGGAGAGGAAAAUACAGAGUAUCCUAACCAGUAAUCAAGGGGCCUGUCCUCCUCUCUGUCUCCCCCUGCUUAGGUAGAAAGGCAUGCCAUAUUUUACGUGCUAUCUGGAUGUGUGUGAAAGGCAGCAUGACCCUUUUCCCUCAUGGUUAAGGAAUUUACCUUAGGGAGUAAAGGCGUGCUGGGCACCAGCCCCUGCCUUUUGAAUGACUUGCAUUAAACACCUUUGCAUAAGAUAUGGUCUCUGGCAUGGAAAGCGGCACAUAGAAUUCCUGGUUAUUUGAUGUCCGUUCAUCUUUUUCUUAGACUAAGAGCUCUGUCUUCUCAUGUCCCCAUUUUUGCAACUUUUGCCUCCUCGGAACUGGCUUCAUGCUGCUUUUAGAGGGAGGUAUAGAGGGCCUAAUCCAUUCAUUCUUAACUUUAUUUUUUCCAGGGCCACUGCUAAUUUUAAGCCUUUAGCCACACGGUGGCACUCCCUAGCUUUAAAUAAGAGGCCUCCAGUCCAGAAGGUCAAGGAAUCCAAAAACCUGAAAAUGUAACACACUGUUCCUCGCUUACUCUUCUUUUCCAACCAAAAAUCUAACAUUUCUUAAAGACCAACCACCCCCAACCCACAUACAUAACAACAAAAAAAUCUUCAAAAAUCAUGGCAUAGGUCCUUGCUCUUGUUAAAUCCCCUUCCAUCAGGACAAAAGAAACAAGAUCUUCCCCCAAAGAAGCAUUUUUAUCUUCUUCCACAAAGAAAAUUUGCUGCAAGAAAGCAAUGGGGCACUUAGAGGGAGUGAGACGAGUUGAAGAGAGUCAUUUUAAGCUACUUUAUAAGAACUUCAGGCAUUUCAAUUGAUUUGUCCACAAAAAACCCAGGAGAAGUUGGCUGCUCUGAGAUAGUGCACAAUUUUAUUUGGCAAUCAGAAAACUGAAAUACAACCAUGAAAUCCUAUGAUAGAGAAAAACAUAGAAAACGAUGUGAGAAGCUACACACUGAAAAACAUUCGUGUUAGUUUAAAAUGGUCAACUUUUGACAGCUAAAUAAAUGCUGUCCUGUAUGAGCCUGGUGUUACAGUAUUCUGGGCAGUGAUCCAAUAUAUUCAAAUUACUUAACAUACAGAGCUCAAGCAAACCACUUUUGCUGAAAACAUCUCAAAGAUUUUUAGCAACGUUGGCAGCAGUCUUCUUGCUUGUGUGAAUUGUUUGCAGGGUUUUAUUGUCUCUUGAGGUGCUAAGGAGAAGUUCCUCUAAAUAUUUCACUCCUAAAGCUUUCUUGCUUUCAUUUUCCUAUUUCAGAUAACAAAAGGGAGGAAAGAUAAUGUUUAAUUUCCCAGAAGAUUUAUCUCUAUCUGGCAACUGUGAUCACCGAGUGGGCAGGUUUAGUUUCCUUUGCAGUGCAUUGACAUACCGGGGUGAUUGUAACUUUGCAUGAAAAAGAAAACUAUACAAGAUUACCCUGACUUGAAUUAUCAUAAAACUUACAUGUCACUUAUACACUGAAUUAUUUUAGGGAAUUAUUUCCUGGGCAACUCUUGAAAAUUUUCAGCAGGUGUUUUUCCUGAUGUGGCAGAAAUACAAAAUCUGCUUUAAGUGUCCUUCUUUUGCCAAGUCAACAGAAGGGAAUUUCACUAUUUGCAUGGAAAAAUGUUUCAUUUUAUAGAAGCUGGAGUAUGAUAAAUGGAGUGUUUUUGCUUCUUUAAAAAUAACAAGGCUUCUUUCUGUACAUUUUCUGAAAUAUGUCUAACAUCACUGGCUAUUAGACAUCAGAACACUACAUUAUAUGAGUAGAACUAUAUUUGGGAGAGACAGACUUUCCAGGAGCAAAUCCAUUCUCAAGGUAAGGAAAGAAUUUGCCCAAGAAUUAUGGACCAUGAUCCACCUGCUCUUUUAUAUUUCAAGUACAGAUAUACUUCUGCGUGCCUACCUUUUAUAAUAUGUCAUAGCUAUGUGUGUGAGACAGAACACACACUGAAGAAGGAAAUUCUAACCUAUUUUUAAAAAACCUAGAAGCAGUAGCAUAUGUUAUUAGGACAUAUGAAGGAACACCUAAGCAAUGCAAAGCUUGAAGGAAAACAUUGUCUCCUUUUCCUGGAGGUGGUGUUCUAAAUUUUAGCCUUUGGUCACAAAUAAACUCUGGGGUGGGUGGAAGAGAAGCAUAUUUUAAUGCGAAUUAGGGACUGAACUCCCAAAUUAAUGUCUAUAUUCUAUAAUUUAUCAUAUCCAUAUAAUAACUCAAAAAAAAUUUCAAAUGCAGGUGGGUAGAUGAAGAA
Messenger RNA from Struthio camelus australis, 10003 nucleotides. It is a transcript of the gene SH3TC1, whose product is annotated as SH3 domain and tetratricopeptide repeats 1. Lineage: Eukaryota; Metazoa; Chordata; Aves; Struthioniformes; Struthionidae. The record is from RefSeq and is a predicted model, not a curated record. Gene Ontology annotation, molecular function: protein binding.